Molecule: messenger RNA, 3410 nt
Organism: Bufo bufo (common toad)
Lineage: Eukaryota; Metazoa; Chordata; Amphibia; Anura; Bufonidae
Gene: AXIN2
Product: axin 2
Exons: 11
Coding region: 157-2556 (799 amino acids)
Biological process (GO): negative regulation of canonical Wnt signaling pathway
Source: RefSeq, a predicted model, not a curated record
AAUUCUGUACCGAAGGCGCCGGAAGUGGACUCCGCCCAGGACGCAGUGAGCGCUAUACGGAUGUUUAUAAAUAAACUAGAGAAGAAGACUCGCAGGAUCCCCCGCUGACUCCAGAUUACAUAGGAAUUCACAGCGCACAAUACGAAUUAGAGAGUCAUGAGCGCCCGAGCUGUGACUCAUCUCAACGAUGAGAGCGGCAGCUUCAGGGAAGACGCCCCGCGGCCACCUGUGCCAGGGGAGGAAGGCCAGAAGCUGUGCCAGCUCCACACCAAAAGCCAAAGAUCCAAGUCUGUGUCACUUCCCAUCAACCCUAGGAGGAAUGACGAUGGUUUGGGGGAACCAGAGGGGAGUGCAUCUCCGGAUUUGCAUCUGGUUAGAUGGGCCAAGUCCCUGCAUUCCUUACUGGGGGACCAGGAUGGGGCCCAUCUCUUCCGGACCUUCCUGGAGAGAGAGAAAUGUGUGGACACCUUAGACUUCUGGUUCGCCUGCAAUGGAUUCAGACAGAUGGACCUUAAGGAUACCAAAACCCUGCGGGUGGCCAAAGCUAUUCACAAGAGGUACAUCGAGAACUACAGCGUCGUGGCCAGACAGCUCAAGCUGGCAACCAAAUUUUUCAUACGGGAUUGCAUGAAGAGGCAGCAGAUUGACUCCACCAUGUUUGACCAAGCCCAGGCUGAGAUCCAGACACUGAUGGAGGACAAUGCUUACCAGAUGUUCCUCACCUCUGAUAUUUACCUCGAUUAUGUCAGGACUGGGGGGGAGAACGCAGCUCAUGUCAACAGCAUGGCCCUUGGGAGCUUAAAGCUGGUCACUGGCUACCUACCCACCUUGAACGAGGAAGAGGAACUCAACUGUGUGGACCUCAAAGCCAAGGGCUCGCCAUCCGUGGUGGGGCUGAGCAGCAAAGCUCUGAGGGCGACUGCAAGCUCACGAGCCAGGGAAAGCAUAGACAGCUGCUACAGGUCAUACCAGAGGAGCGACCCCAUCAAUCCUUACCAUGUCAGUUCAGGAUAUGUGUUCGCUCCGACCACCAGUGCCAACGAGAGCGAGAUCUCCAGUGAAGCCAUGACGGACGACUCCAUGUCAAUGACAGACAGCAGCGUGGAUGGCAUUCCUCCGUACCGCUCCAGCAACAAGAAGCAGCUUCAGAGGGAGAUGCACCGCAGCAUCAAGGCCAACGGGCAGGUGGCGCUACCUCAUUUCCCUAGGACGCACCGGCUGCCCAGAGAGAUGACCCCCGUAGAACCGGCAGUCUUCGCGGCUGAGCUCAUUGCCCGGCUGGAGAAGGUUAAACAGGAACAAGAGACGAUGCAGACGCUGGAAGAGAGGCUGCAGCAGAUCAAAGAGGAAGAAGAACGGGAGGAGUGUGAGACCCCCAUCUUCUUCCAGGCACCCCGUGAUCUCCUGGUUUCCAGCCACCAACCACCGACUUCCUGCGAUGAUGACCCUCAGACCAUCCUAGACGAGCACUUAUCACGAGUCCUGAAGACGCCCGGCUGUCAGUCUCCGCCCUGUGUGGGGAGGUCACGCUCCCCUGGCCGCACUCGUGUCCUGAGGCCUACAGGUGCGGUGCAGUCAGUGCCCUGCCCUGUGCUCACCAAGAGCUUUGUCACCAAACAGACCACCAAACAUGUUCACCACUACCACUACAUCCAUCACCAUUCUGUGCCCAGGACGAAAGAGGAGAUUGAGGCGGAGGCGGCUCGCCGGGUGCAGUGUCUCUGCACCAGUCCUGCUGACUACUGCUGCUUCCUGCAGAACAGGACCCACUGCAGAGACCUGCCGCUCCUGCACAUGGACGCUGCGGGCAGUCGCUCUCGCACCUUGUCCAGGAGGAAAGUGACCUCUGACCAUUUGGGGGAGGACAGAGUAGACACCACCACAGUCAUAUACCAGCUGCCCAUGGAAGAGCACCUACCGACGGCCUGGCAGAGGGUGGUGGAGUGCGAGAACGAGCGGCUGAGCAAACACCGAUCUCACAGUGCCCAUAACAUCAAGCGGAACACGACUUGUGAGACCACCCGAGCUUCAUCAGCGGAGCGCCUGGCGCCACGCCACCAGUGGAGCGCCCCCAGUGGCCACACGAGGAGCCAGCAGCCCCUGCACCCACCUGUCCAGGAAACCACGGUGGUGUCGGUCAACACACUGGCUCAGCUGGAGGAGGCAUGCAGGAGGCUGGCGGAGGUGUCCAGACCAAAACAAAGGUGUCCAUCCUCCAGUCACCAGCGCAGUCACUCCGUGCCGUGUCCAUCCGCCAUCGCCGCGCAGGUACAAAAAGAACCAAAGAGGCAGCCGAGCGAGUUAGGCCCGGAGCUGACGCUCACGUAUUUCUUCUGCGGAGAGGAGAUCCCGUACCGGCGGAUGCUGAAGAUGCCCAGCCUGACACUGGGGCUCUUCAAAGACCAGCUGAGCAAGAAAGGCAACUACAGGUAUUACUUUAAGAAGGCGAGCCGGGAGUUUGACUGCGGGGCAGUAUUCGAGGAGAUCAGCGAUGACGACGCCAUUCUUCCGCUGUAUGAGGGGAGGGUCCUCGGUAAGGUGGAGCGCAUUGACUGAAUGCCGGUGACCACCUUAACGGAAAAGUCGUCUUCUGACCGCAUGAUGUGGUUCCUGGCGGCGCAGGAGGUGGCACGUCAGCGCCCAUUGAGGGAGCCAUGUCCGCUGCUGUUGAUGUCGCAGUGGGAGGAGCCAGUGGAUCCAGCAGUCUAUGCACUAACUCAUAUAGUACCACUACAGACUGUCACAUGACCUGGAGGACGCCGCCGCGAGCGGACACUGCCCCGCCUCCUGAUGAGACUGAAGCCAUCUUGAUGCUGCUUGUACAACUUUGGCAAAAUGUUUUGCGCACUUGCCAUCGUGUCGUUCGGUGCCUUCUGUUGUUUGUACAGACCCCCCCCCCCGCCCCCAUUUAUUUAUUUUAAUAAAGUUUCUGCCCCCUCCCCCACUAUUAAAUAUUCUAAUUUAUUCGUAUUGCAUUUUCACGGAGGAGAUUUACCGUAUGUCGUGUCCGGCCGCCCAUGACCUCUGCCGUAGAAGCAUUCGCAGCUGUCCGCCUUUACUGCCGCUGCAUCAGGGCAGUGGGCGGGACUUUACCACUCUGGCCCCGCCUCCAGUCAGCAGGUAGUGUAAUCAAUACCCUCUGACUGGUGCCAUUCCGAUAUGCAAAUAAGCCCCGCCUCCUCGCAGGACAAUGCGACAACUCACCCCCGGGGGGAAUUCCGUCUUCCAUGCUCUGCGCGGGGGAGGAGGUGGCGCCCUGUGUCACUUGACCUGUCUAUAGACGGUGUACAUACCGUAUGGUACCCGUCAGCACAGGGUCACCCACAGCCUCCCUCCCGUCACCCGCAGCCUCCCUCCCGUCACCCGCAGCCUCCCUCCCGUCACCCGCAGCCUCCCUCCCGUCACCCGCA